This is a messenger RNA of Stegastes partitus (bicolor damselfish), 3592 nucleotides long. RefSeq names its product regulator of calcineurin 3 (gene rcan3). The record is from RefSeq and is a predicted model, not a curated record. Gene Ontology annotation, molecular function: nucleic acid binding; calcium-dependent protein serine/threonine phosphatase regulator activity. Gene Ontology annotation, biological process: calcium-mediated signaling. Bases 130 to 717 code for a protein of 195 amino acids. Gene Ontology annotation, cellular component: cytoplasm; nucleus. The transcript has 4 exons. Lineage: Eukaryota; Metazoa; Chordata; Actinopteri; Pomacentridae.
CCGAGCCAGAGCACAGGACCGCGCAAGUUUGUGGAGGAAGAAGCCGACAGACGAUCCCAGCCUUCUCCAGAGGAACACCUUCAUCCUGAUUGUUUUUUCACUUCCCCCUCCCCUCAAUCACGCAAGGGAAUGCCAUCGAUAAAUAUGAAACUGGAGAUGGUGACCAUCAUCGCCUGCGAAGUAGACACCGAGGUGUUUACGUCAGACAAGAUGCAGGAGAGGUUUGAGGCGUUGUUUAGGAUCUACGACGAACAGACAACUUUCCAGAUGUUCAAAAGCUUCCGGAGAGUCCGGAUCAACUUCAGCACCCCAGAGGCAGCAGCUCGCGCUCGCAUCGAGCUGCACGAGUCCGAGUUCAACGGCAAGAAGCUCAAGCUCUACUUUGCUCAAAUCCAGAACGGCGACGAGGACAUCGACAAGUCCUACCUGGCGCCUCCUCAGCCCGUCAAACAGUUCCUGAUCUCGCCGCCUGCCUCGCCACCCGUGGGCUGGAGCCAGAGCGAAGACGCUACGCCCGUCAUCAACUACGACCUGCUGUGUGCCGUAGCCAAGCUGGGACCGGGUGAAAAGUAUGAGCUGCACGCGGGGACAGAGUCCACCCCCAGCGUGGUCGUGCACGUGUGCGAGAGCGAGACGGAGGAGGACGAGGCGGCGCGGCCAAAGCAGCAGAUCGUCCAGACCAGACGUCCCGACGGACCCCCCAAAGUCUUCAACUAGAGAGGCCUCCCCACCCCGACACCGGCGCGGCCCACCGACCGCCCCUUAAAAAACCCGCAACACACCUGCCCUCUCUCUCUCGUCUCUGCACUCACAGAGAGCGUCGAUGCCCCUCAUUUCAGUUCAACUACAAGCAAAAACAAACCAACAAACAUUGCUCGAAGACGGUGUUUGUGGGGAGCGUGGCGAUGGAAUGAGGUGGCUUGAAGGGGAUGGAUGAGAAUCACACACACACUCAUCACAUUCUGCGGACAGCGUGGGGAGCGGCGGGCACGCUUGGCCUCCAACCCCACCAACCCCCCUCGUUUUCAGCAAGAGGGGUGGAACAUACCUGUCCCAACGCAGGCACCUGUCACGUAUCACACACACUCAGCUCUCAUUGCUAGUCCUGCUCAGUAGCUUGGUAGUCCGUUAGCUUGUUAGCCGUACCUCUCCCUUCGUACCAGUCACGUGUGCAUCUUUGGUUGAGGACAAAAGACAUUUUUUCUUUGUUUUUUUUCUUUGUUUUUUUUACAAUAAGUUGUGUUUUCAGGUUAUAUAUACAGUUUAUGUCUGUUUUUUGUUCUUCUCUUUCAACCAUUUUCAUAUCUGCUGGUUUGCCGCUUCAGCUUGCAUCAAGAUUGAGUGUGUGAUGUUCCCGCUCUUGUCUGCAUGUAUAUACUGUAUUACAAAAAAUACGUACAGAAACACAAAUACUAACAAGAUAUAUCAAGAAAAAGGAACGUAUUUAACAUCACACACAGCACAAAGCGCCAUAUGUGACUAACAACGUUGUGGUGGUUGUUUGACUUCCUGUUUUGUUUUCUUCCUUUUUUUCGUCUUUUUUUAUUUGGAGAGGUGUUUGUUUUUUGCUAAACUACUAGAUGUGUAUUCUUACUAUGUAUUUGAUACCCCUACACUUUUUGCAUGCUUAGUUACUUCUGUAGAUGAGGAGCUGAGGUGUUUUUUUGUUUUUUUUAUUGUCGUUUGUGAUGACAGGGAAAUGGUGUGACGCUUUGACGUAAGUGCAUAUUCCCACGCAGAGUUUAAAAUGACGUCUUUGGGGGGAGAGAAGAAAAAAAAACUAAGCCGGGUGGUUUUUUUGAAAGAUUGACAGUUUUCAACGUGAUGACAAGUUUGUGGCUUUCUGUUGAGGUUUAGUGGAUGGGAGGGCGUUCGUCCGUCAUCUCCUGGAGGGCAGUGGGCUGUUUAUUUCUGUAAAUCACAUCUUUAACGUCUCCUUUAUGUUGUUUGAACAAACCCACUUUCUAUGUGUCAGGUUUCCUCUGAAACCUUCUACUGCUUGUUUUGCACUGAGAAUCUCUUGAUAUCUCCGAGCGGGGACGUCGUCUCCUGCUGCUCACCAGAAUACUGCACUGCUUCUUCGCUGUACAUAGCUGAGCGAUAAAUUUGUGGAAAAUAGUUCUUUUAGAUAUUGAAAGCAUUUUGCUGAGAAAAGGGAAAAUGAGGUAGCCUCAUGAGAUACCAACCGAUGAACCAACCAAAGCAUUCACUCACCUUCAUACAAUGAUUUUUUCUUACUCGAAGACACGGAUGUUUGUUGUUAGACUGAGCAGAAAGAAGUUUUCCCAGCACAGCUGCAGUACCUCGUAUUGCGUUGUGUCUCAUUUUAUAUUUACGUACGUACGUUUUUUCCUGCAGUACAUCCUUUAGUGGAAACCUGAACAAAUCCUCAUUCACACGUGGCUGCAGCCCACAGUCCCAUAUCAGAAGCUACAUGAACAAACACUUUGACUAAACCUUCUUUAUGUCAUCAGGCAGCAUGAAAUCUAAAAAGACUUUUUUGCUAUGUAACAAUAUUAGUAAUCAGAUUACAGGUCUGUGUGCAUGUGAGCACUUUACUGUCCGUGUUUGGUUUGUUUCCUUCACAUUAAGAGUCUGUUUUCAAGACAAAAUAGGAAACGCAUUGUACUCCUUCAGUUUGACUUCUUAUGUUGUUGUUUUCUCUUUGAUUUAUCUCAAGCUAAACACCUGGUUAGCCUUUUCACCAGCAUAUUGCAGUGAGUGAAACACUCCACUUCCUUUUUGCUCGUGUGAACCUUUCAGGCCUUUUGGAUCUGUGGGAGUGUAGACAUGCAGUCGGUUUAAAACGAGGCAGGAUGACACUACAGAACAAAAUCAAUAUCUUUGUUUUCGUGUUUGUCCACCAAGAAACAUUCAUCUUAUCUUGUGAGGAAGCUAAACAGUUCUUUGAGACGCACCGUGUUGGCCGGCGCUCCGGUUCGGCUGUGAUCCGAGCAGACAGCGGAUUGGUGGAACUGCUGAGGUGGAUGUUGAUGAAGAGGAGGAGCAGGAGGAAGGACACUCGUGAAGAUUUUUGUACUCUGUGGUCAUGGUGUUUAAAACUGGUGCAUUUUGGUCACAGUUGAAGAAGAAGAUGUAUAUUUGUGUACAUAAGCCAAGUGUUUUCUGUUGCUGAGGCCAGUCCCAGUGUGCAGUUUGUUAUGGCUUCUCUUGGCAAUGUUGUAAUGGAAACAAAAAAACAGAAAAAAAGACAAAAACGUGUAACAAUAAGUCCUGAAGAUGCUCGAUCAAAAACCAACUGUCAUUGUGUUGUGUUCAACAUGGACUCUGUUUGAAUGUUUCUUUUCUUUCUGGGGAACGUCUACUAAAAGCUCAAUAAUACCGUUUGUCACUGUUGUACUGUUUCUGUUGGAAUCUGAAUAUUGUGUCUCGUAUUGUAGGAAUCCAGAAAACAAAGUAGCAAAACAAGCAAUAAUUUACAGUUCUAUGAUACCAGUAUGUGUAUUUUCAUGUUCUGUACUUAUUUCUCAGAGAUGGUCUCUGUCUCUUACAGUAUCCGCUUCUAUUUGUGUAGUACAAUAGUCAUUUGUUUCACAUAGAAAAAUACAUAAAGACUUAUUCUUAAAAGCCA